GCUCAAUUCAAAGAGCAUGGAUCUGAUUCGAGACCAAAGGCUUCUACAACAUGAAACUAGGUAUGUUUAUAUACCAAGGGAAGGAAUCGGAUGAAAGAUCGGAGUUCUGGAAGGUCUCGAACGAAAGGCGCGAAGUUAGUACGAAAGCUGCCUUUUGACUGUUUUCCGGGCAGCUUACUUGUGCUUCAAGAAAGGAAGUUU
Messenger RNA from Linum tenue, 201 nucleotides. The record is from the annotation of a GenBank genome assembly. Lineage: Eukaryota; Viridiplantae; Streptophyta; Magnoliopsida; Malpighiales; Linaceae.